Molecule: messenger RNA, 1756 nt
Organism: Diachasma alloeum
Lineage: Eukaryota; Metazoa; Arthropoda; Insecta; Hymenoptera; Braconidae
Gene: Adsl
Product: adenylosuccinate lyase
Exons: 5
Coding region: 246-1691 (481 amino acids)
Biological process (GO): 'de novo' AMP biosynthetic process
Cellular component (GO): cytosol
Molecular function (GO): (S)-2-(5-amino-1-(5-phospho-D-ribosyl)imidazole-4-carboxamido) succinate lyase (fumarate-forming) activity; N6-(1,2-dicarboxyethyl)AMP AMP-lyase (fumarate-forming) activity
Source: RefSeq, a predicted model, not a curated record
AACUUGAUUAUUAUAAUUGGCAAGAGAAUUCAAAUAAAUUCUUGAAAAUGCCACUGCUAGCGCUGCUGGCAUCUUCAUUACAUACAUUGCUCAGUUGAUCGUGUUUAUAAAGCCCACUGUCACCCACUAAUCUUCCAGUUGAUCAGUUGAUCUCACUGAAUUCACAUUUCAAUACAUUAUUGUCUGCAACAGUGAGCGGUGAAUUUCAAUUUUAAAAAAACUAUCAAGCUGAACUGCAACUGAAAAUGUCUAAAGCCAAUGAAUUUAGUGAUUAUCGUAGUCCACUGGCUGCUCGUUAUGCAUCCAUGGAGAUGCGUUUCAACUUUAGUGAUCAAAAUAAAUUUAGCACGUGGCGUCGAUUAUGGAUUUUCCUCGCUAAAGCUGAAAUGGAAUUGGGUUUAAUGAUAACACCCGAGCAAAUCGCCGAAAUGGAAGCACAUGUUAAUGACAUUGAUUUUGAAGCGGCUGCAACAGAAGAAAAAGCAACUCGGCACGAUGUUAUGGCUCAUGUUCAUGUUUUUGGAAAGCAAUGCCCGAAAGCCGCACCAAUAAUACAUCUUGGAGCUACCAGUUGUUAUGUGGGAGAUAAUACAGAUCUCCUUAUUCUUCGUAAAGGCUUUGACAUCAUCCUUCCAAAAUUAAUUGGUAUUAUAUCGAGAUUAACCAAGUUUGCUGAAGAAUACCGAUCGUUACCAACUCUUGGCUUUACUCAUCUUCAACCGGCUCAACUAACGACAGUUGGUAAAAGAGCAACUCUCUGGUUGCAUGAUUUAUUAAUGGACGAGAGAGCACUCCGUCGUGCUAGGGAUGAUUUGAAAUUCAGAGGUGUAAAGGGAACAACGGGAACUCAAGCCUCAUUUCUACAACUUUUCAAUGGCGAUGGGGAUAAAGUAAAGAAACUCGAUGAUCGUGUCACAAAGCUCGCUGGAUUUGAUAAACAUUAUGGAGUUACUGGCCAAACUUACAGUAGAAAAGUGGACGUCGAGUGUAUAAAUGUACUGGCAUCUCUUGGAGCAACUGUUCAUAAAAUAUGCAGUGAUAUAAGGAUAUUAGCAAACAUGAAAGAAAUAGAAGAGCCAUUUGAAGAGACCCAAAUUGGUUCAUCAGCGAUGCCUUACAAAAGAAACCCAAUGCGUUCCGAACGUUGUUGUAGUAUUGCCAGACAUUUGAUGACUCUUGUAGGGAAUAGUCUGCAAACUGCUGCCAAUCAGUGGUUGGAGAGAACUUUGGAUGACUCAGCAAAUCGUAGAAUAACACUAGCAGAAGCAUUUCUCUCAGCAGAUGUUAUUUUAAUGACUCUACAUAACAUCACCCAAGGAUUGGUCGUCUAUCCUAACGUUAUUGCACGACAUGUAGCUCAAGAGUUACCCUUCAUGUCUGCUGAAAAUAUCAUUAUGGCAAUGGUUAAAGCUGGUGGGGAUCGUCAGGUAUGCCAUGAGAAGAUUCGCGUUCUGUCGCAUCAAGCUGGCGCUCAAGUUAAGCAAUACGGUUUGGACAAUGAUCUCGUCCAACGAAUCAAGAAUGAUCCUUAUUUCAAACCCAUACAACAUCAACUCGACCAACUUUUGGAGCCAUCAACCUUUGUUGGAAGAUCACCGGAUCAAGUUAUUGAAUUUAUCCAACAAGAAGUUCAACCCGUUCUCCGUCUCUACGAGGGAAUAGAACAACAAUCCGUGGAGCUUUCCAUCUGAAAUAAUUUCUUCACUCUACCCUUUCAAUACAAUAUUUUUUCAUCAAUAAAAUAUUUUUAUUCAUU